GUUUUAAAACAGAAGCUAGCUUUGCUAAUGUUUAAUAAACAAUUUGAUGAGGAAUAUUUUUUUCUGAAACCAAAACAAAUUGACUGUUUAAAGGCAAUUCAGGAAAAAGACACAGUGGCAAUCCUUCCAACAGGAUAUGGCAAAUCCCUAAUAUUUGAGCUACUUCCACAUUUUUCGAAGUGUGUUUGUGAUAACAAAUCUAUUGUCAUUAUCAUUGCACCUCUAAAUGCUAUAAUUGAACAAGAAUUGAGCAAAUUAGGUUCAUAUGUCUGUCAGGUUUUAAAAACUGAACCUGUGAAGUUUACUGGUAUUACUCAUUUCAUUGGACACCCAGAGGAUAUCCUGUUUCAUGCUGAAAGUUUGGGCAGAAUUGGAAAAACAGUUGGAAAAGUUUUUGUGGUUGUCGACGAGUCCCAUUGUAUUUUGGACUGGGGAGAAGACUUUAGACCUGACUUUAGACUUAUAUGUGAGCUAAGGCCUCAUCUUCCUAAGGGAAUGAAGAUGCUUGCAAUAACAGCAACAGCAAGUAAGCAUUCACAAAAAGAAAUUGCAAGUCUGCUAGGAAUGAAGGACUACAACGAAUUAAAUACAACCCCUGUACUAAAUGACAAUGUAAAACUCGCUGUCCAAGAAAGGAUUCCAUCUACAGGUGGGUGCAAUACAGUGCAGGAGGCUUACAAUUUUGUGUUCAAACCACUGUUGCUUCAACUGUAUUCUGAAGAGGAGGAUUUUCCCUUAACAGUGGUUUACUGCAAACUUCAGUGGUGUGGAUGUGCAAUAGAACUUGCGAAAAGACUCUUAGGUCCAGUCUACAGAUCAAGCUGUGCAAAUGCAAGAGUAGUGCAGUAUCAUGCCAAGCAGCCACAUGAUCUUAACACAUCAAUAGUUAAUACACUAUCCAAAAGUGAUUCACCCAUUAGACUAGUAUUUGCAACAAUUGCACUAGGAAUGGGUUGUGAUCUUAGACACAUCAAAAGAAUCAUACAUGCAGGCCCGCCCAGUUCACUUGAAGUUUACACACAAGAAGUCGGCCGUGCUUGGAGGGAUGGCUCGAAAGCAGAAGCAAUUCUCUGUUAUAAUGGAACAGAUCUUGCUCAACGACAUGUUGACAGAUCUGUGAAAGAAUACUGCAAAGAAAGAAAAUCCUGCAGGAGAGCAUUUAUCUCAUCCUACUUUGAUUCUACGGUGUCAGUUCCAGACCAGGAUUGCUGCGAUGUUUGUGAUACUUCGAAUUCCUGUUCACAAGUCUUAAAGUCUAGAGAUGAUUUGAAAAUACCAACACUAACCAAAAGACAGCAACUGUUCGACAUUUUAAAUGCCUAUAGGUUAAGUGACAUGUCAGGGGAUUGUCAAAAUCAUUUGAAUGAACAUGUUAUUCAUAUCAUCACUGAUACAUUUGAAUAUGUUGAAACAGUUGAACAGAUUUCAAAGUAUUUCAAGCAACCAGAAAACAUUGCUCAAUCAGUUCAUGCUAUUAAAAGUCACGUAUUGUCUAUGUUAUAAAACUUAUCAUCUAAAUGUAUGAUUCGCUUCUAAUAAAAAGGAUAAAUGAUUUUAUCGUCUCUAAGUUUGGUCCAAACUGGAACAACAUAUAAAUGUACCAUAUGUACGGUUUAGAUUGAUUAAAGAAAAUAAUCAUUACAAGUGAAAUCUGCU
Magallana angulata is the source of this 1656-nucleotide messenger RNA. RefSeq lists its product as uncharacterized. The transcript is spliced from 3 exons. NCBI's taxonomy places the organism in Eukaryota, Metazoa, Mollusca, Bivalvia, Ostreida, Ostreidae. The coding region runs from base 28 to 1503 and encodes 491 amino acids. Gene Ontology annotation, biological process: telomere maintenance; double-strand break repair via homologous recombination. The record is from RefSeq and is a predicted model, not a curated record. Gene Ontology annotation, cellular component: nucleus; chromosome; cytoplasm. Gene Ontology annotation, molecular function: four-way junction helicase activity; 3'-5' DNA helicase activity; nucleic acid binding.